Lingula anatina is the source of this 817-nucleotide messenger RNA. RefSeq lists its product as uncharacterized. The record is from RefSeq and is a predicted model, not a curated record. NCBI's taxonomy places the organism in Eukaryota, Metazoa, Brachiopoda, Lingulata, Lingulida, Lingulidae.
CUCGUUCCCUAUCCCUUUUACACAAUGUUUAACAUAGAAAGGAUCAAGGCUGCGCAGCUAUCAGGUAUAACAUAGAGAAGUACAAACCUAUACGCAACUCACGGAAACAAAUUAAUGUGCGGGAACAAAGUUAACACAGCGUCCAAGCCUACACAAAUAACAGGCACCGGACAGCGUAGUACGGAGAACGAAUAUCAGUCAGCCAUUUUCUGCACGAUCAGCUGAUGCAAGAUUCAGGUUGCGCGCAUAAGUCGGGCUCAAGUCUAACGGAGGUUGAAGGUCAGAAAAUGAAGUUCCUCAAGUGGAAAAUCAAUGACGAAAGCAAGGGAAAACCAAGCAAACUCGCUAAACAAGACACAUGUAAACUUCAAGACACGAUAAGAAAUGAGGGUGAAGCAGGUGCACAUGGCGACGAUACAGCUGCCAAAGAUGGACCCAUGGAGAAUAUAGACAGCGACGAGUAUGGAGAUGAGACAAUUGAAAGGCUUUCAGAACAUUUUAGGACACUGGAUAAUGCUGGAUUUAAAACAAGCAUGUGCCAGGCUGAAUGGCCUCAUUAAAAAAAAUCCAUGCUGGAACUCCAUGAAAAGGGCCAGGACAUAGUUGCCUUUUUAAGUAGAAUGCUGACUGUGCUUAAAGACAUUUACCCUAAUAUUUGUGCUCUCUUGGCCAUUGUGAUGGUCCUUUCAGUCAGCACUACAGAUGCAGCAUAUGUAUUUGAUACUAAGAUUUCAGUCACAUUAAUGUUAACAAAUAUACCUAGAUGUUAUAAAAAACACUAUAUAUGGAUGCCAUGUUAGUUUAUUUCAUAUCAAUA